AUGUCCUGCCCCGAUUGCUUCAAGGGCACUCUCCGCGGCGAUGUUGUCUUGACCGGCACUGAAGAGGUCAUCCACGGCAUUCCGACCUAUGUCGCCCGCCCAGACGCUGGGGUGGAGACCCGCGGCACUAUCGUCAUCCUGCCAGACGCCUUUGGAUGGGGGCUGCAAAACACCCGCGCCUUGGCCGACGCCUAUGCUAAGCGACUGCCGGGGGUAGUUUACGUCCCGGAUUUCAUGAACGGCCAUGCUGCCCCCGUGUCGUUCUUGUCGGUCCUCGAAAAGGCCGAACCCCCUUCCUCAGCCCCACCCUCCGUCUUGAUUCGGGCCAUCAAACGUAUCAACACCUUCUUCACCUUCCUUUCCUUUGUCCCCGCCAUGGCGACUUUCCUCUUCCGCAACCGCGCCUCCGUCACCCAGCCCCGUAUCCGCGGCUUCCUCGCAGCCGAGCGCAAAUCCGCGCCCACCACGCCCAUCGGUGUGGCCGGUUUCUGCUGGGGCGGCCUGCACGCCGUGCUACUGACACAUGACGUCCCGCACAACAAGGUCACCGUCGGAGGCGACGGCGUUUCUGGCGGUCAAGAAUACCCGCUGAUUGACUGCUCCUUCACGGCACACCCGUCGCUGCUGUCGCUUCCGAAGGACAUUGAGCAGGUGGUGAAGCCGCUGAGUGUGGCGAACGGGAGCCUGGAUGACCAUUUCGGCCCCGAGAAGGUGAAGAUCCUAGAGGAGGUUCUGGACCGAAAGAACCGCGAGGCAGGACUGGAGGCGGGCGACAAAAAGUAUGAAAGUGUUGUGUAUCCCGGAGGGAAGCACGGGUUCGCGAUUCGGGGCGACCGUACGGAUCCGGAGAUUCGGGAGAAGGGCGAGCAGAGCGAAGCGCAGGCUGUGGAGUGGUUCAAAAGAUGGUUUCCUUAG
Molecule: messenger RNA, 915 nt
Organism: Dichotomopilus funicola
Lineage: Eukaryota; Fungi; Ascomycota; Sordariomycetes; Sordariales; Chaetomiaceae
Product: protein AIM2
Exons: 2
Coding region: 1-915 (304 amino acids)
Molecular function (GO): hydrolase activity
Source: RefSeq, a predicted model, not a curated record